Penicillium daleae is the source of this 2391-nucleotide messenger RNA. RefSeq names its product E3 ubiquitin-protein ligase HRD1 (gene hrdA). Gene Ontology annotation, cellular component: cytoplasm. The transcript has 3 exons. Lineage: Eukaryota; Fungi; Ascomycota; Eurotiomycetes; Eurotiales; Aspergillaceae. Gene Ontology annotation, molecular function: zinc ion binding. The coding region runs from base 1 to 2391 and encodes 796 amino acids. The record is from RefSeq and is a predicted model, not a curated record.
AUGAGACUUGCCGCGUACGCUGGGGCCUCCGUGGCCUUGGCCACCGGUGUGUUCUUGAAAGCGCUACACCAGAGAGCGAACUUCUACUCGGCUUGUGUAUAUCUAUCGCAGAGCAGUGCGAAUCUUAUGAUCCUAACGAAUCUAUGUCUCCUUGCGACCGGCUUCAUUCUUUUCUGGCUACAGCGACUUCUAUACGGACCUCUUCGACCGAUCGAAACGGAACAACUCUAUGAACGGGCAUGGUUUGCUGUAACGGAGACAUGUCUCGCCAUGACCAUCUUUCGAGGCGAGCUCGGAGGUUGGUUUCUGGUCAUGUUCGUCUUGCUUCUGGUCGGGAAAGUCUGGGGAUGGAUCGGUGAAGGGCGAGUGGAAUACUUGGAGCAGCAACCCCCGGCAAACCCACUGCUCUUCCAUAUCCGACUGGCGCUUUCGCUGGUCUUGUCAGUCCUCUUCAAUGCGUCGAUGCUACGGUACUGUGUCAUCGUCGUCAUUGAGGAAGCGCGAGCAGACAUGAUGAUCAUGUUUGGCUUUGAGUUUGCGAUCUUGACCAUCCUAUCAACCUCGACCGCUCUUCGAUAUAGCAUCGCCUUGACGGAAAUCUACAUCACCCAUCAGCAGGUCAAGGCGAAGAUGGAGGAACGCCGGGCCGAGAUUCGAACCGCUCGUAUUGAAGCCAUUCGGGAACACGCACGCGCUGGAGCAAGCUCCCCUCCGACCGAUCUACCCGACGAGAACGAUGUCAACGAGUUAGAGAUCGAUGUUCCAGGGUGGGAGGAGAAGGGUCGAUGGGUAUUCUACCUUGAUCUGCUCACAGACUUCCUGAAGCUCGUCGUUUACUUGGUAUUCUUCGCCAUUCUCCUCCGCUUCUUCGGUUUGCCGAUUCACAUUCUACGCGAUGUUGUCGUUACGAUGCGAUCUUUCGCCCGUCGUAUUAUGGACUUCCUCCGGUAUCGGAAUGCGACCAGAGACAUGAAUGAACGGUAUCCCGAUGCCACUGCCGAGGAGGUUGCCCGUGAAGAUGUCUGUAUCAUCUGUCGAGAGGAAAUGACUUCAACUCAGCCCCCUGUAGGUGCUGACGGAGAGGCUGGUCCACAGCCAGCAGCGGCCGCACGGGUCCCUGAUCGUCUACGUCCGAAGAAGCUCCCUUGUGGGCAUAUCCUCCAUUUUGCAUGCCUUCGCAGCUGGCUCGAAAGACAACAGAACUGUCCCACUUGUCGGCGUCCAGUGGUCGCACCCCAGCGUCUCCAAGGAGCCGCUGCCGAUGUGAACAAUCUGCCUGGAAAUGUUGGAGGUGCCGCUCAACCCGAUGGCCUUGGUGGAAAUCAGAUGCCCGGUCAGCCAGGUGCUCAGGGAGAACCGCCAAGAGCCAGAGUAUUUCAGUUCGGUCCAUUCCGAAUUGGCUUUGGCGCCGUUCGUGGUGAUCUGUUCCACAAUCUUCAUCAGCAGAUUCACCAAGGCAAUGCUCCAUUGCAACCGCCCGCCGAUGCCAAUCCACCUGGUGCGCGGCAAAUUGGUUUCGGGCUUGGAUUUGGUCGCCGUCCACCAGUUCCAGCUCAAGCUCCAGCCCCCGUGCAAAAUGCGCCGCAGGCCGCAGGGUCGAACUCUGCCACCAUCCAUGCCCAGUUGCAACAAAUCGAGCAGCAAAUAGCGCAAGAAAUGAACUCUUUGCGUGUUGCAGCAGAGCAGCUGCGCCAUGUGACCCAACUGCAGCUGGAGCUGGAUCGGCUUCGUUUGCAGGCCAACCCUCAAGCCCAGUCAGCCACGUCUCCAACAUCCACGACAACUAUCCCCACUGGUACCUCGACUAUUACAUCCCGUCGUCAGUUUGUCUCUAACCCUGGCGCGAUACCCCUGGCUGCUGGAGACUCUCGUCUACCAGAAGGGCUUACCCUUCCACCUGGUUGGACCCUUCUUCCUCUUCAUUCUAUGGAGCCAGGCAAUGGGAACAUACCGCAUGGUAUCAACCCAACCCCUACUACAUCUGUCCCACUCCAAUCUACUUCGCUAGAUGGCCCCCUCGCGGAUCAAGGUGAUGAAGCCCUGGCCUUAGAGACUGCCGCGGCUCCCGCGAAUAGGCAUCAUGAGGGAGCCGAGACCAGUUCCACAACUAUCGCACCGGCCGAAACAGAAAAUGUUAUUCCAAACUGGUCUGUCCCUAGCGCGCCCUCAUCAGCCGAGCACCGCGCAGACUCCCCGUCUCAAGAGUGGACAGAUGUGCAAUCCGAGCAUGUUCCAGACGCUGGUCCCUCCGCUAUCCCUUCAACCUGGGGUAGCAGCGACCAAAAUGGCAAAGCCGUCGCUGAUGGUGAGCCUGCGAGUGCCGAACUACCGUCCAAGGGCAAGAGUCGGGCAGCCACUGUGGAAGAGGCAACCGAAGAAGAGGCGUCUUGA